AUGAAGCAGUCCGUAGUGUUCGCUAGUGUGUGCUGUGUCCUGCUGGCAGGACGCGCCGUGCUGUCGGCUCCGGCACCCCAACAGAACCCGAGCGAUGUGACACUCGUGCGAUAUAAUAGCGAAAAUAAUGGACUUGAUGGUUACAAGUUCACCUACGAACUGAGUGAUGGACAGAUCCGCUCCGAGGUCGGUACCUACCGCAUGGUGAAGGAUGCCGAGGGCAAGGAAGUGCCGACGCUGUUCGUGCAGGGCGCGUAUUCGUUCGUCACUCCGGACGGCCAGACGCACUGGGUGAACUACACCGCCGACGAGAACGGCUACCACCCGAAGGUUGGCACCGGCCCGACGGGAGGCAUUCAACCGGGACAGGAUGCGCCGGUCCAAUAAGCACCACCAGCAGUCGGUCGGUCACCAGCACUGUCAGUCAGUCAGUCAGUCAGUCAGUCAGUUAGUCA
Molecule: messenger RNA, 455 nt
Organism: Anopheles cruzii
Lineage: Eukaryota; Metazoa; Arthropoda; Insecta; Diptera; Culicidae
Product: endocuticle structural glycoprotein ABD-5-like
Exons: 2
Coding region: 1-387 (128 amino acids)
Cellular component (GO): chitin-based extracellular matrix
Molecular function (GO): structural constituent of chitin-based larval cuticle
Source: RefSeq, a predicted model, not a curated record